This is a messenger RNA of Lingula anatina, 8530 nucleotides long. Its product is annotated as stalled ribosome sensor GCN1. Gene Ontology annotation, cellular component: cytosol. NCBI's taxonomy places the organism in Eukaryota, Metazoa, Brachiopoda, Lingulata, Lingulida, Lingulidae. The record is from RefSeq and is a predicted model, not a curated record. Gene Ontology annotation, biological process: cellular response to amino acid starvation; regulation of translation. Gene Ontology annotation, molecular function: protein kinase regulator activity; protein binding.
ACUUUAAUCCACUUUUUACUUGACCUAAAUUGUAGAGCAUUGUGGGACUAUUGCACAAGGAACAUGGCCGACGUGAAGGUUGGCGAUGUCCUUAAGGAGUUUUCGAAAUCGAUCAACACUUCAAAGGUGAAUGAAAGAAGAAAAAUAUUUGCAGCGGUCACCACAUGUGUUUCCAGACCUGAAUUCACAGAGGCUGCUGUCAAGGGAGUGAUUAAGCUUCUCACUUUCACAUUACUAAGAUACCAUGAUGCUAAAUCAAGACAUGUUGUAAAAGAACUGCUUCGAGCAUUAGCAGAGAAAUAUCCAGAAGCCACAGCAAAACAGCUGUAUUCUGCCUUGAAAGAUGAAGCGCAGGCCCAGCUUAAGAAUAAAGAUUCCAGUCAUCACAUGGCUACAGUGAGUUUAGUAUGCCUUACUUGGAUCACCAUAGCUAUCAGAUAUGGGCUGAAGACUAAGGUUGCGAGUGCAGAAAAUGAAUUCAAGAACCUGGUGAACUUGCAGAUAGCAUUUAUCUAUGGAGCAUGGGCUUCAAAGAAAUCUAUGAGGGAAGCAGCUUACAAAAGAAUGAAGGUGAUAUGGCAGGAGGUUCCAGACUCUGCAAUUGCCUAUGCUGAUUUUUUGACUGCAUCAGAACCAGACAACUACAAAUUCUGCAUGGUGGCCUGCCUGGUCAGAUACUGGACAAAGAGGAAAGAGAUGGACACACUGACCAAAUAUAAGGGUCACUUUGUAGAACAGUACCUAAAGGGAGUGCUUGGCAGCAGAACUAAGCCUGCAGUGCAUCUUUUGGAAAGCUGUAAAGAAUUUUUAAGACACAUCAGUCAUGAGGACUUCAAAGAUAAAAUUCUACCAGCAGUACAGAAGGCAAUGCUUAGGAACCCAGAAAUUGUACUACAAGCUUUUAGCUACAUGCUAGGUGGUGUGACAUUGGACCUGAGCUCAUAUGCAGCAGAGGUGGCCAAACCUAUAGCAACUCAGUUGCAUUCUAUGCAAGAUGAGACUAGGGCUGAGGCAGUGGAGGCCUGCAAGCACCUUGCUAAGCAGUGCAGUGACCCAGGAGCUGUAGAAAAUGUGGUGAAAUAUCUCUUUGCAGUUUUUAAUGGAUCUGAAGGGAAACUAACAGUGGCUGCCCAGAGAAUCAGUAUGUUGAGUGGUAUUGGGAACAUGAGUGAUAACUCUGUUAGUGGCACCAAUAGUGUACAGAGCCUGAGUGGCAAUGUGGCUGAACUCUUUAUCCCUGUACUGCAACAGGAAGUCCAUGAAGGCACACUGGUCCACACUUUAUCUGAGUUGUCCAAGUGGUGCAUGAAGUUCUCAAACCAAGUACCAGAGAAACUGAUUGAAUGGUUCAAGAAAGGCCCAGGAUUGAAGACAUCCACUUCUGCUGUUAGAAACAUGUACAUUCGGUGCAUGAAUGCAGCUUUCAGUGGUGACACAUUAAUCCAGGGUCUUCCUCUGCUGCCAUUUCUGCUGCAAACCCUUGAGAAAGCCAGCAGUCAGCCCACACAAACCCACCUGGUCACAGAGGCAGUGUCUGCUGCCUGUCUCCUCAUCAGAAUCUCUCUAGCUGAUGUGGAAGUUGAAUCAAAAUUAGGACAGUUCUGGACAAUUAUUCUGGAUUCUGAGAAACAGCUCUUUCUUAAUGAAAAAUUCCUCUCAUCAGCCUCAGAUGAUACUUUGCAAUCCCUAGUCACGCUGACAGAGAGACUGAUUUUAGACCACCCACAGAGGGUCACAGAUAAAAUUUCACAAGCAUAUUACCGUGCGUUGAUAUAUGGUCUAACACAUGGUACAUGGCAGUUAAGGAAACAUUCCAAGGCCAGUGCAAGGAAGCUCCUUAGUAUCUUAGGUGGUGCCAAAAUAGCUGUGGGACUUGUCCAGGAAUUCAGGAAGCUGUUGGCUGAACAGAAGGUAGAAGAGCUGAAGAAAUAUAUGGAGAAUGAGGAGCUUCCAUCUGACUCUAAAUCCAUACCACCACGUAUUCUAUACGAGUGCCUGCUCACUCUGUGUAGUGUCCCUGGAGCUGAUACCAUGGAAGCCACACUCCUGGCUGUAGAAGUGCUAGAAGAUGCUCAUCAUCCAGCCAUAAUGUUGCACAGAAAUAACCUGUGGACAGAGAUAUUGGGGAAACUCAGUUUGGAUGCUGCACAGUUUGUCAUUGCUAACAUUGAUGGAUUGUGCAAGAAAAUUGAGAACGAUCAAGUCCUGACUCAGGGCCUACUAAGUGCAAUAAGUACUCUGACCAGACUGGAGCCGAGGGUGGCUGUUCCUCGCCUGGUGGGCCACGUCCUCACACUGUGGUCCAACCCUGGGCUGGUGACUGUCACAGUGCAGGAGUACAUGAUCAUGAACACUCCAGAGGGAGAACUGUAUGACAAGUCUGUGAUACAAAGUGCUGCCCAAGAAAAGGUGACAAAUAUAAAGAGGGAAAGCAAGCUUUACUCGUAUGCAGAGCAGAUGGCAGAAAUUGAGCUCAGGAAGGAAAUAGAAGCCAAGAAUCGUGCCAAAGGAAUUAUAGAAGAACCUAAACUGACAAAGAAGCAACAGGAAUUGAAGCAAGCACAACUUGAAAAGGAGUCCCAGAUCAGAAAAUCUCUCAAAGAGUUGGACCUCCAACUUGAACAUGCCUGUAGUAUUGUGAGUGCCAGUAUAAAAGGAAGCCCUGCAGGCACCAGGCGCUAUAUCCCCACACUGGUGGAGGGAAUGUUACCACUGUUCUCCUCACCCCUGGCUGCUCCCAGAAUAGCUGCCAACUUUACAGAACUGGCCAGUGCAGCAUUUCAGGGGGGAAAGAUUAAUUUAGGAUUACUUAUUGGUCAUGCCACCUUGCGUCUACUGGCCCCUUCCUGUGAGCUGAACAAAUGGUGGUGCAUAGAAGAUCUCAAGUCUCAAGUGACCCGUGCUGUGGACAUUCUGUAUCAGAUUAUUGUGGGUGAUCAGAAGAAAGGAGAGUUUGGAAAGGGGCAUCCAUUCCUUGGCACCACCUUUGCGUAUUGCUUCCAUUUGCUCAAGAAGGUGUUGAUGAAUAGCUAUGGAGAUGUUGUGCAGCUUAAGGCACUGGGGAUCAUUUGUGAGCAGGCACAAGUGCGCAGUGAAGAUGAAAAUAGUGAGGAAGGUCCAGGUCUUCUUCCAAGAACAGCCAUGUUUGAGACCCUGAUCAAGGUGAUAGGCACCCACUCUGGUAAGGUCCAGCACCUGGCCAGUCGAGCCACUCUGGACCUGGCCAUGGCUGCCAGUGGACAGGAGGGCUGUGCUAUGGCUGACCAGAGUGAGGUGAACAUCUUACUCCAGGGCCUGCAGGUGUCCACACUGGCAGUGAGGGAGGUGGCAUUACAGAGUUUGCAAGCCAUGGUAGAGGUUCUCCCCACACCAGAUGUUGAGAGAGAGCCUGGUUUAGAGCUUUGUAGGAGGAUAUGGGUGGCCAAGUUUGAUGUAGACGAGGGCAAUCAGAAGAUGGCAGAAAGGUUAUGGACAGAGGCAGACCUCCAGUUGGAGGAAGAACUGUGUUCCCUGCUCCCUAAUGAUGUCAUCCAUUCAGAGGCUGUGAUCAGAGAGGCUGCUGCAGAUGCUCUGGCAGCUGCUCUGAAGGAAUUUCCAGAACAAGUACCUUUGGUUCUGGAGCAACUGAUGGACAAGUACAGGGAGAAGCUCUAUCUUGCCCCACCUGUCCUAGAUUCUUUUGGCCGUGUGAUCUCGGAGGGUCCUCCUGAUGAGUGGCCAGCCAGGAGUGGCAUUGCUUUGGCACUGAGCAAACUGUCCCCUCUCCUCACUGAGGACCAGAUUGAGCCACUGUUCUCAUUCUUUGUCCCUGACGGCCUGGGAGACAGAAAUGGGGAGGUCAGGCAGAAUAUGUUGGUGUCUGCUGUGGCAGUCAUUAAUGGACAUGGGAAGGACAAUGUGGAUAUCCUGCUGCCAGUGUUCCAGGAGUUUCUUGCCAAAGCUCCAGACUCUGCUGGCUAUGAUGCAGUGCGCCAGAGUGUGGUCAUCUUGAUGGGGUCGCUGGCCAAGCAUCUGGACAAAGAUGACCCUCAGGUCAAGCCAAUAGUGGCCAAACUUAUAGAAGCUUUAUCAACACCAUCACAACAGGUCCAGGAGGCAGUGGCUAACUGUCUCCCUCCACUGGUACCAGCCAUCAAACAGGAUGCUCCAGAACUAGUGCAUAAACUGCUGCAACUUCUCCUGGAGUCUGACAACUAUGGGGAGAGGAAGGGGGCAGCCUACGGACUGGCUGGACUGGUCAAAGGUUUGGGCAUUCUUGCCCUUAAACAGCUGGACAUUAUGACCACUCUAACUGAUGCUGUACAAAAUAAGAAGAGCCCAAGACAUAGGGAAGGUGCACUUUUUGCCUUUGAAAUGUUAUGUACCAUGCUUGGUCGGCUUUUUGAGCCAUAUGUUGUCCACAUUCUGCCUCAUUUACUACUGUGUUUUGGAGAUGGAAACCAGUUUGUCAGAGAGGCAGCAGAUGAUACAGCCAAGGCAGUGAUGACCAAGCUCAGUGCCCAUGGAGUCAAACUAGUCUUGCCUUCUCUCCUGGCGGCCCUGGAGGAGGACUCGUGGAGAACCAAGACUGGAUCAGUGGAGCUCCUGGGUGCCAUGUCACACUGUGCCCCCAAACAGCUGUCUGCUUGUCUGCCACAGAUUGUACCAAAGCUUGUAGAGGUUCUCACGGAUUCUCACCACAAAGUGCAAAAAGCUGGAGCUCAAGCUUUGAAGGAGAUUGGAUCUGUCAUUAGGAAUCCAGAAAUUCAAGAAAUUGUUCCAAUUCUAAUGGAUGCUCUUCAAGACCCCAACAAAAAGACCACAACCUGUUUGCAGACAUUGCUAGAAACCAAGUUUGUCCAUUUUAUUGACUCUCCAUCUCUGGCUCUGAUCAUGCCAGUGGUGCAGAGGUCCUUCCAGGACAGAUCCACGGAGACCAGAAAGAUGGCAGCACAGAUCAUUGGCAACAUGUAUUCACUCACUGACCAAAAAGACCUGGCCCCAUACUUGCCCAAUGUGAUCCCAGGUUUGAAGCAGUCUCUGCUGGACCCAGUGCCAGAGGUGAGGAGUGUCUCAGCCAAAGCUCUGGGUGCCAUGGUGAAAGGAAUGGGAGAGUCCAGCUUUGAGGAUCUGCUGCCAUGGCUGAUGCAGAUGAUGACAUCAGAGGCUAGCUCAGUGGACAGGUCUGGAGCAGCUCAAGGUUUAAGUGAAGUUGUUGGUGGUCUUGGCAUUGAGAGGUUGCACAAGCUGAUGCCAGAUGUGAUUGAGACUGCCGAGCGUCCUGACAUCGCACCUCAUGUCCGUGAUGGGUACAUCAUGCUGUACAUCUACCUGCCUGGAGUGUUUGGAGACGACUUCCUGGGCUAUGUUGGACCUCUCAUCCCAUCCAUAUUAAAAGCUUUGGCAGAUGAAUCGGAGUUCCUCAGAGACACAGCUCUCAAAGCAGGACAGAGAAUAGUGGCUAUGUAUGCUGACACCGCCAUUGAACUCCUGCUGCCAGAGCUAGAGAAGGGACUCUUUGAUGACAACUGGAGGAUCAGAUACAGCUCUGUGCAACUGCUGGGAGAUUUGUUGUACAAACUUUCAGGUGUGUCUGGAAAAAUGUCCACAGAAAGUGCGGGAGAGGAUGAUAACUUUGGAACUGAAGUAUCUCAGCAGGCCAUCAACAAAGUGCUUGGUUUGGAGCGUCGAAACCGGGUGUUGGCAGGUCUGUACAUGGGCCGCUCUGACACUGCACUGAUGGUGAGACAGGCUGCCCUCCACGUCUGGAAGGUGAUAGUGAGCAAUACACCCAAGACUCUCAGGGAGAUCCUGUCCACUCUGUUCACCUUAUUGCUGGGAUGUCUGGCCAGCACCAGUUAUGAUAAGAGACAGGUUGCAGCCAGGACUCUAGGUGAUAUUGUACGUAAGCUGGGAGAGCGUGUCCUGCCAGAGAUCAUCCCUAUACUGGAACAUGGACUGGAGUCUGACCAGAGUGACCAGAGGCAGGGAGUCUGCAUUGGACUCAGUGAGAUUAUGAGCAGCACCAGCAAGGAACAUGUGGCGGUGUUUGCAGACAGUUUGAUACCAACUGUACGUAAGGCUCUGUGUGAUCCUCUCCCUGAGGUACGACAAGCAGCAGCAAAGACAUUUGAUACGCUACACAACAACAUAGGAUCUAGAGCACUGGAUGACAUUUUGCCAGAUCUCUUGAAGAAAUUGGAUGAUGAGAUGUUAUCAGAGUAUGCUUUGGAUGGUCUGACACAGGUUAUGGCCGUGAAGAGCAGGGUGGUUUUACCGUACUUAGUGCCUCAGUUGACCAGUUCUCCAGUGAACACCCGCGCUCUGUCUUUCCUGUCUUCUGUGGCUGGAGAAGCCCUGGUAAAGCACCUGCACAAGAUCCUCCCGGCUUUGUUAUCUUCACUUAGCUCUAAGCUGGGUACAGAGGAGGAACAACAGGAGCUGGAGUAUUGCCAGGUAGUGGUGCUGUCUGUGACAGAUGACAAUGGCGUCAGGAUCACGUUAGAUGAACUGAUCCAGGCCUUUGGCAACUCGGAGCCAGGGAUACGCUGUGCUGCUGUCACCAUCCUGGAGGCUUUCUGUAGUAAAACUAAGGCAGACUAUUCUGAAUAUGUGCCACAGUUGUUGAGAGGAGUCAUUGGACUGUUUACCAAUACUGAUGAAAAAGUUCUGAAUGCUGCCUGGGCGUGCUUGAAUUCAGUCACUAAGAAAUUGGAUCCCACUGAGUGCCUGCAGCACAUAGGUAAUGUAAGACAGGCGGUGAAGUAUGCUGUAGCUGACAACAAACAGGAGGAGCUACCUGGAUUCUGCCUACUGAAGAAGGGAAUCACUCCAGUUUUGCCCAUUUUCCGAGAAGGUAUCCUAAACGGCCCCAUGGAGCUGAAGGAGCAGGCGGCAGUGGGUCUUGGAGAGGUCAUUCAGAGGACCAGUGCAGAGGCCCUCAAGCCAUCUGUGGUCAACAUCACUGGACCCCUGAUUAGAAUUUUGGGUGACAGGUUUGCCUGGAACAUCAAAGUGGCUGUGUUAGACACUUUGGGACUGUUGCUGGGCAAGUGUGGUCCAAUGCUCAAACCAUUCCUGCCCCAGCUACAAACCACAUUUGUUAAGGCUCUGCAGGACCCCAACAGGAAUGUCCGUCUGCGCGCUGCAGCAGCUCUCAGCAAGAUGAUUGUCAUCCAUGUGAAGGUGGACCCACUGUUUACUGACCUACACACAGGAAUUAAAAAUGCUGCAGAAACUGGAAUCAGAGACACCAUGAUGCAGGCACUUAGAGGCUGUAUAGCAGGAGCUGGUAAAAAGAUGAAUGAAGCCAACAAGAAGCAGAUCCUGGUGACCCUCCUGAACUCCAUCACGUCACCAGAGGACAGCACCAGGAUGUCUGCUGCGGGCUGUCUUGGGGCACUGUGUGGAUGCCUGGACGAUGAAGAGCUGAAGGGAGUGCUGGACCAACAUCUGCUUGAUGCUGAGUCUGGCCUUGAUUGGUUGGUCCGUCAUGGCCGCAGUGUGGCACUGUCUAUAGCAGUGAAGGAGGCAGCAGACAGAGUGAAGCAGGACACUAGCGUGGUGCCUAUUAUUCUGAAGAACAUUGGUGCUGACAGGAUCCCCAUUACAUUGAGUGGCCUGCGUGCAGCUGGGUAUUAUCUGGAACACCAGAUAAAGUCAGGAGAGCCCCUCAAUGAGGAAUUAGUAGCUGCGGUUUUAAAAGGCAUGAAGCACGAGUCCAACGAUGUGAAGCAGCUGACAGCACAAAUCCUCCGCCAUUUGUCCAAGUGUCGAGGCACACCAUUUGACAUGAGCCAGCUGAAGGUGUGGGUGCCAGUGGUGGUGAUGGGGACAAAGGAGAAGAACACAGGGGUCAGGGCAGACUGUGAAUAUACACUGGUCAGUCUACUGUGGAUGAGGCAAGGGGAAGAUGUAGUCAGGGCUGUAUUAGCUGCCUUGGAUGCUGGAAUGAAAGAUUCACUGACUGAGGUGAUCAAUAAAUCACUAAGAAAAGUUGCCACUCAGUCUGAGCCAGUAGAUGACCUUGAUGACACAAUGCUGAAAUAACACCAGUGUCGUCUGCUUGGUGGGAAGCAGGCUUUUGAUGGAAAAACAGCACUAGAUGAAGGAACUAAGAAGUAAUGCUGAUGAAGACUCCAGGCGUUUCUGUCACAAGGAGCUGACAAAGAAUACUGUUCAAUGAUCAGAACUCUGGAAGCAAAGAAAAGGAAAUGAAGUGUCCUGCAUGGUACAAAUUGUGUCUUGACUUUCUGUUCACAAAAGCAGGAAUCUGUGUUAAUUCCAUACAAAACCAAUGUACUUUAACAAAAAAACUUUGUUUUGCAGUAACAUAAAUAAUUGUAAUAAUAAUAUGGUAAUAUGCCAUUAUCAUCUUUCUUUGAAGUGUUAUCAGCUAUUUUCUUUUAAAUGCUAUGUAAUUUUAUCACGUUGACAAAGAUAUGUCAUUUCAAGAUGAACAAGCAAAUCUUUUGCUGCAGAUUUUAAGUUAAUAAUUUGCCUUUGUCAUGUUUCCAUUCUUCAGUUAAUAAAAAACCAAUCAUAUUCUGAA